Molecule: messenger RNA, 2197 nt
Organism: Suillus subalutaceus
Lineage: Eukaryota; Fungi; Basidiomycota; Agaricomycetes; Boletales; Suillaceae
Exons: 5
Coding region: 122-2059 (645 amino acids)
Biological process (GO): amino acid catabolic process
Molecular function (GO): L-amino-acid oxidase activity; polyamine oxidase activity
Source: RefSeq, a predicted model, not a curated record
AAUAGGCUAAUCCUUCUCAUUCUCCGAACGAAAUGCACAAUAUAUAUAGGGUGCUCUUCAAUCUGUUCUUCUAGACGAGAUAUAUUCAACCAUUCAAUCUUCAAUCCCAGUUGCGCUUACCAUGGAUUUCCAAGGAGAUGUGUUCGGUUACUGGGGUCGAAACAUCAUUGAAAAAUAUGAUGAUGCUCUCCUCAAACUCAUUGGCCCGCUCACCGCGACUGCUCUUGAAGAGACCUCACAGCUACCUGAACUCUCUCAGGAUGGUUAUGACCCCAUGCCAGGUACAGUUGGAAUUCUAGGCGCAGGAGUUGGUGGGCUAUACACUGCCCUCAUCCUGGAUUCGCUGAACAUUAAGUACGAGAUCUUGGAGGCGUCGGACCACACCGGCGGACGCCUCCUCACCUACAACUUCCCCAAUGGUGGAAAAUACGACUACUACGAUGUUGGCGCCAUGAGGUUUCCCCUGCCAAAGAAGGAUGCUCAAGGCAAUUACAAGAUUGGCAUUAUGAGGCGCUUGGGCGAGUUAAUCAACUACCCGAAGCUCAACACUACCCCGCGUCUGCCAUCCACUUUGGAUCUAUUCAAGGCACCCCUAAAAUCCAAACUUAUCGAUUAUCAUUUUACGUCAAAGAGACAAGGGUAUUUCCUCUACUUCAACACUCAACGUUAUCGGGUCCCUCAGACACCAUCGCGCCCUCCUGACUUCCAUGCUCGGGAUAUGGGUGUGGAUUCUCAGUACAUUGCCGCGGGAGUUGAGAAUAUUGUCGAGGACGUCAUUGGACCGUUCGCUAAGGACAUCAUUAAAGACAUAGAGCAGAAUGUCCAUUCGGGCUGGGACAACAUGCUGAAGCACGAUGCAUACUCGCUUCGUUCAUUCAUGUCAUUCAAGUACAUUCCCAGCGCCAGCCUCCAAAUUCCGCCCACGCAUCUUUCCACCAACGUCAUCAAUUGGUGUGAGACAUUCGAAAACAGCACAGGCUCGUACGACCGCGCCUUAACUGAAUCAGUUCUCGAGGCGUUGGCAUUCGCCAGUGUCGAGUCGCAGACCUUUGGAGACGUAGAAUGGAAGUGUUUCGAAGGCGGUUCUCAAGUGCUCACCGACUACAUGGCGGCAUACAUUACUAGUACUGCUAACGAUACCAAGCCUCUCAUCCAGUUCAAUAAGAAGGUCACGAGCAUCUCUCGGAGUGGCGCCGCAAUGAAUGUUUCUGUGAGAGGCGAAUCUAGCCCGCGCACAUAUUCACACGUUAUAUCGACUAUCCCUCUGCCGUGCCUGCGGGUGAUUGAACUCGAAAAUGCUGGUUUAAAUGUGAUGCAGACAAAUGCGUUGCGUAAACUGCAGUACGGUCCUUCAAUCAAGAUUGGCAUGCGCUUUCGAUCAGCGUGGUGGACCACUUUGGGUAUCAUAGGAGGCCAAUCAUCCACAGACCUUCCCAUUCGAACUAUCGUCUACCCCUCUCACGGGGCUGAAUCUAGCACGCCAUCCACAGUGCUUAUUGCGAGCUACUGUUGGACAAAUGAUGCAGAACGCUUGGGAGCUCUCAUCAACACUGGUAAGAAAGAGUAUGAGGAGCAACUGAAGGAACUCGUACUGCGCAAUCUCGCACAAGUACACGGCGAGCAAGCGAAUUAUGAUUUCUUGUUGGGUCAGUACGUAGACAUGCAUGCAUGGGACUGGAGCGACGACCCGCUCGUUAUGGGUGCCUUUGCGUUCUUUGGGCCCGGAGAUUUUCAGGAUUUAUACACGUCUCUCACCGCACCCAAUGCCAACAAGAGGCUCCAUUUCGCUGGAGAGGCUAUCAGCACCCGUCAUGCGUGGGUCGUCGGUGCAUUGGACAGCGCAUGGCGCGCAGUGUAUGAAUACCUGCUUUCAUCCAGACAGCAUGAUAAGAUUCAAAGAUUCUUCGAUCUGUGGGGCCAGAACGAAGAGUGGUCGGGCCGAUCCAAAUAUAGAAUUCUGCCCGGUGACCAUGGUCCAGUUGAUCUGGACAACACCAUAUUACGUGCUCACAUGGGAUACACAUAUGCUGGUGAACUUGCUGGAGAGGUGAAGUUUUGAAUAAGUAGUAGUUAGCUCGGUAACAAUCUGUAAACAUUACUCGCCUUGUAAGAUCAUUGAUGGUUAGCUCCUAGGAUGUUAAGUGCUAGUUGUGCUACCAGACCCUACUAGAAUGAAAAAAGUUGUUCCUUACACACA